Molecule: messenger RNA, 512 nt
Organism: Notechis scutatus (mainland tiger snake)
Lineage: Eukaryota; Metazoa; Chordata; Lepidosauria; Squamata; Elapidae
Source: RefSeq, a predicted model, not a curated record
AUUGAGACGCCUGAACCGGCCCCACCACGACUGGGCCUCGUUGCCGGUGCCCGUGGGGGCUUCCCACAUCCUGGUGGAGAACCUCCGGCCAGAUAUGAGCUACCAGUUCAGCGUCUUGGCUCAGAACAAACUCGGCAGCGGUCCGUUCAGUGAAAUCCUCUCCAUCGCGCCUCUGGGGGUCCCCACUCAGGCUGCGCCCCCCAUCCUUCCAACCACGGCCUCCCUGGUCUUCCUUCCCCCACCCCAGUUCCUGAGAUCCAACGAGACCACACGUGGGGUCCUUCUCCUGUGGGAACCUCCGCUCCACGAUCCUACAGCCUUAACGGGAUAUUCCCUGGAACUGCGGCAGAAUCGGGGGAAGUGGGAGGUGCUGAGUGGCUCCAUUCCCAGCUCCGAGACCCAAUUCCUGGUGCCUGGACUCAUCAAGGAUACCUUCUAUGAGUUCCGCCUGAUGGCCUUUGCCGGCAGCUACAUCAGUUACCCCAGUAACGUGGUCAAUGUUUCAACCACGG